GCGGCUGUUUAUCGAUUUGUUAUAUGUAUACCAUUAUACAUUUUUAAUGGGAAAGGAAAAAAAAAAAAAAAAAAACAGUUACCCUCUCAAGUGAAAGGAAGAGCAGGCCUACAAGUCCUGUAGAUGAGCAAACAUGCGUUUGUAUGCAUUUACACGCAAACGCGUUUGCAUGUGAAAAAUCCCCAGGCAGCUAGCGAAAAGGUGUUCUUUCGAAAGCGUGCUCUUAUGAAAACGACGCCCUUGCGAUCCCUGCUAAUUUUAAAUAGGUAUUGUAGCCACAUUGCGCGAGAGCUUUUGCAUCGCUUUUGCAUCACUUUUGCCCCCUUCCCCAUUUCGCGCCCUGCGUACCUCGCGAGGCAGCCCCUGCUUAUGUUCGUCCCCUCACCCCCGCAUGUUUAGUAGUGUAUGUACCCUCACGUGUGGCAUCUGACUCUUUUGCAAAGCAUUUUACUGUGACGCUUUACACCCGUUCUUCCCGCGUGACCGCGUGUACGCACCUCCCUGCGCAACGUUUUCCACUCCUACGUGGGAACCCCCACCUGUGGCAGUGUAGCAGCGUGGCAGCGUAGCAACGUAGCAGCGUAGCAACGUAGCAGCACAGCAACGUAGCAGCGCAGCAACUUCACAACUUCAUAACCGCUUAACCGCACCUCCGAUCAACCGCGAAACUUCCCCCCCGAGAAAACAUGCGCCAACUCAGCUACUUCCACUUCCUUUUGUUUUUCGCGCUCCUGAACCCGUCGAUCAAAUUAAUAAGGAGCUUCAGUUUCUACCACAACUUGGAAGCCUCGAGCGCCCCCACGCACCUGAAGAAGAAGCCCCGCAUGGUGUACGACCUCAUAGUUAUUGGAGGCGGCAGUGGCGGCAUGGCCGCCGCCAGGCGAGCAGCCAGGAACAAGGCCAAAGUUGCGCUCGUGGAAAAGGCCUACUUGGGAGGCACUUGCGUGAAUGUCGGCUGCGUGCCGAAGAAGAUAAUGUUCAACGCGGCGUCCAUCCACGACAUCCUGGAGAACUCGAGGCACUACGGAUUCGACACGCAGUUCUCCUUCAACCUGCCGCUGCUAGUCGAGAGGAGGGACAAGUACAUACGAAGGCUGAACGAUAUCUAUAGGCAAAAUUUGAAGAAGGACAACGUGGAGUACUUCGAGGGCAAGGGCAGCCUGCUCAGCGAGAAUCAAGUUUUGAUAAAAAAGGUGAGCCAAGUUGAUGGGGAGGCAGACGGAGUGGCGGAUGACGAAGCGGCGUCGGACGGAGUGUCAGCCGGAGUGUCAGCUGAAGAGAACGACCAGGUGAUCGAGGGAAAGAACAUCCUCAUUGCAGUGGGCAACAAGCCAAUAUUCCCAGACGUGAAGGGAGUAGAGCAUACCAUUUCGAGUGACGAUUUUUUCAAAAUAAAGGAAGCCAAAAGAAUAGGAAUCAUAGGCAGCGGAUACAUAGCAGUGGAGCUCAUCAACGUUGUUAGGAGGCUAGGCAUAGAGUCCUACAUAUUUGCCAGAGGAAACAGACUGCUCAGGAAAUUCGACGAAACGGUUAUUAACGAGUUAGAAAAUGAUAUGAAAAAAAAUAACAUUAACAUUAUUACCCACGCAAAUGUGGAGGAAAUUGAAAAAGUGAAGGAGAAAAAUUUAACCAUCUAUCUGUCAGACGGAAGGAAGUACGAGCACUUUGACUACGUAAUUUACUGUGUUGGCCGAUCCCCAAACACGAAGGACCUCAAUUUGGAGGCGCUCAACAUAAAGACUCAGAAGGAUUACAUUCUUGUGGAUGAUAAUCAGAGGACAAGUGUGAAGCACAUUUAUGCCGUAGGUGACUGUUGCAUGGUGAAAAAGAACCAAGAAAUUGAAGAUUUGAAUUUACUUAAACUGUACAAUGAAGAGCCCUAUUUAAAGAAAAAGGAAAAUACUUCUGGAGAGUCAUAUUACAAUGUGCAACUAACCCCAGUGGCUAUUAACGCUGGGAGGUUACUAGCCGAUAGACUUUUUAUGAACAAAUCUAGAAAAACGAAUUAUAAAUUGAUACCAUCUGUUAUCUUUUCCCACCCCCCAAUUGGAACCAUCGGAUUUUCAGAGCAGGAAGCUAUUGACAUAUAUGGAAAGGAGAAUGUAAAAGUCUACGAAUCGAGAUUUACGAAUUUGUUCUUUUCCGUUUAUGACAUGGACCCUGCGCAGAAGGAGAAGACGUACCUCAAGCUGGUCUGCGUUGGAAAGGAGGAGCUAAUUAAGGGGCUUCACAUCGUCGGGUUGAAUGCCGAUGAAAUUAUACAGGGCUUCGCCGUCGCCUUGAAGAUGAAUGCCACGAAGAGGGACUUCGACGAGACCAUCCCCAUCCACCCCACGGCGGCCGAGGAGUUCCUCACCAUGCAGCCCUGGAUGAAGUGAAACCCCGCGGUGGGAGCGGUCACCCCCAGUUUGGUUGCCUACACAUCCAAACGUUAGUCGACUGCUGCAUUGGGGAACUUCCCCCAUUUAGCGCGGCAAACAGUUGCCCCCUCCGCCGCACUACCGCGAUACCGCUUUGCCACAU
Molecule: messenger RNA, 2523 nt
Organism: Plasmodium vivax (malaria parasite P. vivax)
Lineage: Eukaryota; Apicomplexa; Aconoidasida; Haemosporida; Plasmodiidae
Product: glutathione reductase, putative
Exons: 3
Coding region: 687-2378 (563 amino acids)
Biological process (GO): glutathione metabolic process; cellular response to oxidative stress; cell redox homeostasis
Cellular component (GO): cytosol; mitochondrion
Molecular function (GO): glutathione-disulfide reductase (NADPH) activity; flavin adenine dinucleotide binding
Source: RefSeq, a predicted model, not a curated record